UUUGACUGUCAGUUUUGUUUCUGUCGAAUCUUUGAUGAAAGUGAAUCUGUAAUCCAUACCAAGCAAAAAUCACCAAACCAGGCGUCCUGAAGAGAGCAUUAAUAAGAGCACAGGUUAUGCGCCGCGACAUAAAGAUUAGAAUGGAUUUUGAGAGCUUAUUCGUUUAGAAACAGCAACAUGCAAAGCCCUCCCACAGCUGAAUCAUUUCUAGACGCGUCUUUGAAACACGGACCUCACCCUUUUCUCGUAACUGAGGGGAAUCCCGGCGAACCGGACAGAAGAGACUCAACGAGCUUCAAAGCUUCAAUAUUCUGCAGCUGAUCUCAUUUAAAGCCGUGCAUUGACCAGACUGUCAUCAGUGAAUCCAAACCUACACCCUUCCUCUUUUUCUGCUGCCUUCCUAUCCUCUUAUUUGCUUUAUUCAGUAAGAACGGCCAUAAGUUAUGUCGGUUUGCAUAAUGACACACGGCUUGCCAUUGCAUGAACUUCCUCAAAGCUCUCAUGCUGAUCUUUUGCACUGAAGCGCUGCCCUCAGACGACCCGCGCUCUCUUUUCAACUAAAAUCCCGUGUAAGUCCUCGUCGUCUCACCCUACGCUUCCUUUACUCUAUUGACUAUGUUUUGAAUGCGACGGACUGAUAUUAUGAUCAUAUUAGCUUGCAGUCUGCUACGUAACAAGCACAAACGCAUUAAUAUCCAGACAUAAAAACUGAAAGUGAUCCGGCGAAAAGUGGAACUGAUAUCAGCUUUGAGCUGAUGACAGCGUGCGUGCUACAUUUUUUUUUUCUGUUGUACGAAAUUAAGUUGUCUGUAUACAGUACGAGAUAGUUUUUACGUAUUGCAUGCGCCUUCUGCAGUUUAUAUCCUCGAAAGGAUGGAGAAGAAUGGAGGAAAACCACGCCAGCAGCAUUAUGGGCUGGUUUCGUCAGCGUUUUGGAAAACAAAGGAAUGAUUCGGACCAAGUCAAAGCAUGUAAACGUUCUCAGGCGUGCUCCUCCAGACCCCCCGACCCCCCGGCGUGCUCCUCCUCUUCCUCCUCUUCCUCCUCGGAUCAGCCUCUGCCCUGGGCGCUCUCCUCCUCCUUCCGCUCCUCUCUUACAUAUGAUGUUUUCGUGUGUCACAACGAAGAGGACGGCGACCUAGCGCAGGGCCUGGCCUCGUUCCUGGAAGCCCCGUCUAAGGGCCUGCGCUGUUACCUGCAGGAGCGGGACUGUCCAGCAGGAGGCGCCGUGUCCAGCGAGCUGCUGCGGGCCGUCCAGGACAGUCACUGCUGGCUGCUGCUGGUCACUCCAAACUUCACGAGGGACGAGUGGUGCUCCUAUCAGAUGCACCAGGUCCUGUCUGAAGGGCCCAUGUCACAGAGGAUCAUCCCGGCCGUGCUAAACAUGCCCAGAUCACAGAUCCCGCUCGAGCUGCGCUUUCUCUACACCGUGGAUCUGAACGCGAGCAAAGAGUUCGGAUACGCUCUAGUCUACAAGGCCGUGCUUCAGUAUUUGAAGGACAUGUCUGAGAAGGAAAAGCCCAGCGGUGCAUCUCAGUCUGACGUCUCCAACCGUCAGCAUUCGUCGCAUUGACCGCGAUGACAAGAUUCCUCACUUCCAAGAAGUGACGUUAGAUAUGAAUGUUGUUUCGACUUACACGUAUAGAACAGACACUACUUUUCUAACGUUUGGUGUCAGUAGGUAAAGGUUAUUUACCUGAGUCUAGAAGUCUUUUCUUUGAAAAUCUGCAUUUAUUUGCCACAAAAAACAGUAAAAAUUUAAAUAUCAUGAAAUUUUAUUACAAUUUAACUUAACGGUUUUCUGUAUUUUAUUUUAAAUAUGUA
This is a messenger RNA of Puntigrus tetrazona (Sumatra barb), 1824 nucleotides long. RefSeq names its product toll-interleukin 1 receptor (TIR) domain containing adaptor protein. Bases 842 to 1573 code for a protein of 243 amino acids. Gene Ontology annotation, biological process: signal transduction. NCBI's taxonomy places the organism in Eukaryota, Metazoa, Chordata, Actinopteri, Cypriniformes, Cyprinidae. The transcript has 3 exons. The record is from RefSeq and is a predicted model, not a curated record.